GUUGCGCGUGCGUCGGUGGAGGUGUGUAGGCUCGGGAGGGUUGGUGAUUUAAGGAUGUGCUGGCCCGCCGAUCAGUCUCUCAGCAAGCACAGGGGGGAUUAGCAUAGCGCAGCACGACCAACCACAACCACAACCGGCCACUUCUGUCGCUCAUCCAUUUAUCUCGCGUAACUUGGUCACUAAGUGAGCAGUGUGUUAUUUCACUAGGACCCUCCGCACCUGCGCUGCCCGUUGUGCUUGAUAGAAUUUCAAGACUGCUGGACGUACAACCCUCGUGCCUGACACCACUAGACCACGUGACCGGGACAGUCGUCACACGCCACCAGACCACAAGUAUCUAACAAAAACUCGACACUGCUAUCAUGGUCCGAACAUCUCUGGUGCUACUUGGAUUACUAGUGGUCGCCCUGUGCCAGGCCCUCCCGAGUGCCAACAGUCACAGCCGCCAGAAGCGAGGCUUCAGAGUCAACUCCGCCAGUCGCGUGGCACAUGGCUACGGCAAGCGACAGUUCAACACGUGGGAUGACGGCGCCCUCAGCAGGGAAUCCACCAGUGAAUUCUUCACAGUACAGUCUCUAGCAAAUCUGGCGGCUGAAAACCCUGCUCUGAUCGAGGCCUUGAUACGGAGGUUUGUGGACACCGACGGUGAUGGCGUCAUCUCAGCGGAAGAGCUGCUGGGCCACCAUGCGCAGUGAGUGUCGGCGCCGAUGGCCCAGUAACUGGGUGGAGGAUGGGAGCAGCAACACCGCCGCUCACAGGCAGGCAGACAGAGGUUCUCCGUUCGCAAGUGAGAGAGAUCCACGCCAAGUCAACAGCACACGAGAAGCGGCUCAACCAGCCUCGUUUUGACUUUGUUUUCGCUGUUAGAAAGCUCUGGCUUUGAGAGUCCUACUGCACUGACCACAGUACACCAGUACAACAAUCGCAGUACAGUACGGUUGUACGUCCACCACGUGCAUCCAUCGUGGGCGUGUCACGUGACUGAUUCAUUCGCACGCCGAAGGACCUGUACAGUUGUGUGCCGCAAAAACCGUUAACCAUUCCUUUUCAUUAAUUUCAACCAUUAAAAGACGAUGUUACCUAUAGCCUCAACUUCUCCUUCACAAACAUAGGCUGCAGUUCUGUGCUUGGCAACUACACUUUUUUUUUUUCUUACUCACCGAGAGACAUUUCUCUCGACCACUGCUCAUUGCUUUACAAAUAAAAUGUGAAUGUCUUUGCUUCACCUUCCGCUUCAUUAAUACACUUCAUUUAAUCUUAGAUGUUACAGGUUUACAUUGUGUUUAAAUGCUUUUUUCGUGUGCAUGUUUUCAAUAUUAUAUUUAAGCUUACUUGUUGUUUCCACUUGAUGGUUCAGCACUUUUUUAGCCGCACUUUGCUUCACGAAAUUAGUCACUAAUAAAAUUGUCUUCACGUGUUUUAGUGAAGAACUUAGAAAUGUUGCAGAUGAAAUGUUGUCACCAUGCAGAUGAAGGUGUUGGAACACUUAUUCUGAUUCAGCCGGCAGUCUACAACAGCCACACCGACAGCAGUAGUAAACUGUUUGUCACUAAGCACACUUCAUGUUAUAAAAACCUUCAGUAGUUACUAACAUGGAUGUAGACGAUCCAGCGAGGUUGCCUUUCCACUUGUAAAAAGCUAGCUUGCGUUACAUUCUAUUGAACUACUAUACUUCAGCUGAGAGAAGUCAGUGAUUUGGGACUUUGGAGAGGGUGUAGAUGUUUAUUUAUUACUCAAUAACAGGCUUAUAGUUUGAAAUAGUGUGUUGUUGGUCGAGCCCUGAUGUAGCCAACUCACGAUUAGUCAAACGCGGUCAGAGGUUGCUAACCUUUGACCAUCCUUCCCUGGUCAUGUCAGACCACCUAUUCAGAAAAAUAACUUGCUAUGCAGAAGGGGUUAAAAUUGUGCUUUGUGGAUUAUAGCAUUAAAUGGUCAGAAAAGAUAAACAUCAUUAAACAGUUUUUUCUGGUAGACUUCGCAAACAUUUCCUGGUGGUGUGAUGCAGUUUUUCUCUGUCGGAAUAAAACAUAGUAAUAUUAUUUAUACUUAUACUGUCUUUUCCACAUUUCUUUUUGAACUUCUGGUUUAAACCUCAUGAGACACAUCUGUCUGUCUGUCUCUUUCUCUCUCUCUCUGCCUCUCUCUCUCUCUCCUCUCUGUGUUUGUGUGUGUCUCUCUCUCUGGCUGUUAACAUCAAGAUAUCUUUUUUGUACUUGAGCAUAGUUACUUGAGUUGGUGAAAAAAUACAUCUUGUCACGAGUAAGAUCCAUUUCUUUAAAAGAAAAUAAUCAAGGAGAUUUCAAAGAGAUUUUUCAUAUCUUUUGAUGCUCUGUCUGAAUAGCAAGAAAGGGUGAAAAUCUGGGUUUUCCUUUCUUGACUGUAAAAAUUAUGAUCGCACCCAUGUCGCCUUGGUGGACUGACGAGUAAAUGACUCUGACAUAAGAAAGCUAGGGGCUCGGUUCCACCGAGUAUUUCUCAUCCUUCUUAAAGCAAAACUUUUCAAAGUAGCUAACAGUGUAUGGUGGCAGCUCGGAAAAGAAACAGAUUCCAUGACUUUUUUAUCUGCUAGUGUUUUUAUGAUGGAAGAGGUCAAAAGUUUAAGAUGAAAUUUUGUUUUGUAAGCAUUUUGUAAUCUUUUUUCAUGAGAUUGUUAGUGACAGUUUCGAGGGCAUAAUCUGUGUAGCACUUUACCAAGAUGGCGCCUUUCUCGCAACUGCUAUUUUUUGAAAGUUUGAGUGUAGUUUUGAUUCUUCACUUUUUCUUGACCUUUAUCAACCCCAGUUUGUUCCUACUUUCAUGGAGCUUUGCGGCGUUCUUACAAGUUGAAUAAAGAUUUUCUACACUUCAUAGGUAACUGGACAGGGAGACAGGUAUAUUGGUGCUAUGUAUGUCAACUGCUUGUAUGUACUAUUAAAUAAAAAAAGGACGUUAUAGGUAUUUAGGUGCAAAGUAAAGACAGACUUAUACCUAUUUAUUUCUAUCUUUAACUUUUGUCAGGUUGUAGUGAGGCACUGGACCCUUCAUCUUCUAUCUUAUACUCACAUCAUCAAGUUCUUACUUCUACGAGCGGCUACUUCCAAUAUCUUCGUACUGCUUCUUUCUACCACCCCACCCAAAAAAAAAUAUUACAGAACGGUUUUGACUGUACGAUAACAAGCGCAGCUAGUGUACUAAAAUUCGUGAAUAAAUCUCUGUGUGUUUGACCACUUGUCACACCUGCACACCUAGGUGUGCUGUUGCUAUUAAGAGCAGGGGAUGGAGGAAUAAAAAUGUCACUGUAGAGAGAGCGGAAGUAUCACAUCCGGGUAUUUCAGGCCCACUGGCAUUGAAGGCAACAAUUAUAUGUCGGGUACAUCACAGAGCUGCAAGGACACCUUGUCCCACUUCCGUGGUGUUGGUGUUGACUCAAGCGUGAAUGGGAUCUCACAUCCUUGUUCUGGGAGUUUAAUUUCAAUCAGUUGUCCUGCAUCGCCAUGCUCCUUGGUUCUUACACGAGAAUCUCCUUCUCCUCCUUCUCCUCUUCCUUCUCCUUCUCCUCCUAUUUCUUGUCUUUAUGUCCUUAUCUCCCUCGUCUCACCAUGUCCAAAUUUUGAAAGUCAAUUCUCGAUUUCAGAAGCAUGUAUGUAAUCUACUUUUUUAUCCAAGGUUGCGUUUUUUCCGUCUGUCAUUAUAGAAUGUAACGCAAGAAACAGCUUUUCACCCUUUACCCAGCAUCCCAGUCAACAUGCUUUUUUUUUUUUUUCUCGUAUCAUGGACACCGUAUUCCACCAAUUAAUUUGGUGCAAUUUCCAGAUCUUGAAGCCUUGGACAUGGAGCAUGAGAAUCUCGGUUUAAGAUUCCCUUCCGGUUCGUGGGUACAGAUAAACUAGUCAGUCUUUAUUCUGUGUAUAAGUCAAGCCUAUGAGCAGCUAUAGGAAUGGUCAAUAGACGCUUUUGAUUGGCAAUGCACGCAGCGCCUGUGUCAAGCCUUCUGUUUGCAAACGAGAUUGUCAACGGACAGAUGUCUACAUUGUUGUCCCGUGACAUCACACCCAAGGCCGCCACCCGGGAAUUACUGUCACAAUGAAACCAUUUACCGGGGCAGACCAGAGCUGCCGGGGGAUGCCACAUCCCAACAGUUUCACAUUGUCUCACGGAAAGCUGAUCACAAUUGCUGAAGAACCGCGGGUACACCUACUACGGGUUUCCGAUUAGGGGUAGCGAACGUUUGGGUGUGAGCAUCGCUGAGAGACAUCUUCUCGUGGGGGCGGUGUGAACACUGAACACGUGAUGCUUGUGAACAGUUGUGCUGCGAGACACACGCCUAAUUGUUUAUCAACACCCCAGGCUAAUUUUUGCCUCAUUUCAGUUGGCAUACUAUGAAAGCCCUUAACAGCGUGUUCUGAUCAUCUGGUAUGUGUCUUAGUUGUGUGUCGUUUGUUUGUUUGUUUGUUUGUUUGUGUGUUUGUUUGUUUGUUUGUUUGUUUGUUUUUGUUUCGUGUGUUCAAGUAGUGUGGGAGAGAGAGAAAGAGAGCGAGUGGGUGUGCGUGAGUGAGAGUAUGUGUGUACGCGUGAGGUGAGAGGUUAUAUGUGUGUUUACCUUAAUGAUGUAGUACCUACAUACACUAUGUGCUGUAACGGCUAUGUACCGGACUCAUGUUAACAUUUUAAUAACUACAGCUUAUUUGCUCGCCAUACGUCGACAGAUCAUUUAACAUCUAUUAUAUAAAAUAGGAUUUAAACUUAGCAUUGUAAUCUUUACUGUUGUUGUCUUUAGUUGCAGUUAUUGACUUCUGUUUAAAAACAGAAAUAUUAUUUCAUCCGAAAAAAAAAUUUUUGAUGACCUCUGAUGAAACUUAGUUAAGUCUGUGCAGAUGUUGACGCCACUUAGUUAAGACUGUGCCAUGAAGGCGACCAGAAAAGUCUUGUGAAGUUGCCAGGACAACUUAUAUUCUCUGUGUUUAUCUGUCAGUCUAGUGUGCGGUGCACUUCAAUGCAAAUGAACAAAAAAAAAAUCAUUAUCAUAGAGUGGCUUGUUAAAAUUUCCAGAGUAAAAAUUUUGUUCAAAAUUCACAUCUCUGUUGUUGUGUUUGAGCUCAACAUUUUUCUUAAAGAAAAUUAGAACAAUCGUCUUGAAGAUUAUCUGAAAAAAAUUGAUUUGUGUUCGUCUGCUCCAUAACUAAGAAAAUGGUUCUUCAAGCGAAUAAGUGAUUCAAACUGAAAAAAAAUAUUUGAUAAAAUUAUGUCCAGAUGGGAAUUUGUCAGCAUCACUGGCUAUAUGGAGUUGGAUGGACUGUCGAAUAUACUUCCUUUUACUCACUUGUUUAUUUUGUGACAUCACGUGUAUGAUAUUUUUUAUUCACUCGUUUGUUUAUUUGAAGCAGUCAGGCGUCUUUGUCAGCUCUGUAUAAAGCUUAGUUUGUAGAUUCUGACAUUUUUCGGUUAUUUUGACCUUUGAUGUACUCGUUACUGUCCAUGGACACAUUUAUUCCAAAAAGACUUUUCUGCUGUCUGACAUGAUAAGGUAAGCCUUGUCUGCUGUUGAAACCGGUUUGAACGUGAUAUAGUGUCUGCUGUUGAAACCGGUUUGAUGAAAUCCAUGUCUGCUGUAUCCCUUUGCGGCGCUUGCGAAUGUCCCGACCUCUGCUCCUCCUGUACUGUUUUAGACAAUAAACUCUGUGCUUUACACGAGC
Pomacea canaliculata is the source of this 5672-nucleotide messenger RNA. RefSeq lists its product as uncharacterized. The transcript is spliced from 5 exons. NCBI's taxonomy places the organism in Eukaryota, Metazoa, Mollusca, Gastropoda, Architaenioglossa, Ampullariidae. The record is from RefSeq and is a predicted model, not a curated record. Bases 363 to 695 code for a protein of 110 amino acids.